Molecule: messenger RNA, 1371 nt
Organism: Diospyros lotus (date-plum)
Lineage: Eukaryota; Viridiplantae; Streptophyta; Magnoliopsida; Ericales; Ebenaceae
Product: flavanone 3-dioxygenase 3
Exons: 3
Coding region: 144-1208 (354 amino acids)
Source: RefSeq, a predicted model, not a curated record
CCCCCCUCCUCUUCAAAACCAACCAGUUCUGCCCUCCAUACAACUGCAAGGAAAUACAAACCAUCUCAAUAUACACCCAUUCACCCAAACCUCCCUUUCACUAAUUUCUGCUUUUUUGAUCUUGGUAUUCCUCGAACUCUGGCAUGGAGAGCGACGAGAAGAAUAAUUCAAGCUCUUUUCCAAUCGGAGAGACUGCCCAAGAGAAGGGGCUGUCUCAUGUGCCCGAAGCCUAUGAGGUUCCGUCUUCACAGAGGCCCAGUUUAGAGCCGGAGACGGCGGAUGUGCCCCUCAUUGACCUCAACGGACUCCGUUGUGGUGGCGCCGCCGAUCGCCGGGGUGCCAUCGUCGAGGAGAUUGGGCAGGCGUGCCGCCGCUAUGGCUUUUUUCAGGUUGUGAACCAUGGGAUAGACCAAGCGGUGCUGGAAGGAGCCCUUUCUGCGGCCUCUGAUUUUUUCAGCUUGCCGGCGCCGGAGAAGAUCAAGUUUUUUUCCAAUGACGUGCACAAGCCCGUCAGGUAUGCGUCAAGCUUGAAAGACGGCGUCGACACGAUCCAAUUUUGGCGUAUCUUCUUGAAACACUACGCUCAUCCGUUGGGGGACUGGAUUAACUCUUGGCCUGCAAACCCACCAACCUACAGGGAGGAGAUGGGAAGAUACGCCAUGGAAGUGAGGAAGCUGGGUUUGGAGCUCAUGGAAGCCAUCACAGAGAGCCUUGGAAUUGGACCAAAAUACACGAGUGACAAAAUGGAGCAAGGAAUGCAAGUGAUGGCCAUCAACUGCUACCCGCCGUGCCCGCAGCCUAGCCUGGCGCUAGGGCUGCCUCCGCACUCCGACUACAGCUGCCUGACGGUGCUGCUUCAGAGCUUCGCCGGCCUCGAGAUUUUCGACUCCAAAGACGGCCAGUGGCAACUGGUUCCAGACGUCGAUGGCGCCCUGCAAGUCCACGUCGGCAACCAUCUUGAGGUGCUGAGCAAUGGCAGAUUCAAAAGUGUGGUUCAUAGGGCGUCGCUUCAUCAUGAGAAGACGAGGAUCUCCAUUGCCAGUCUGCACAGCUUGGCCAUGGAUGAGAAGAUGGGGACGGCCAUGGAGCUUGUGGACGAAGAGCAUCCGAAAGGGUACAAAGAGAGCAGCCUGAGAGAUUUUCUGGAUUUUCUGGCCAAGCAUGAUCUUGGACAGGGGAAGAGCUUCAUAAAGUCACUUCAAAUCUAGAUGGCUAGGGGGUGUUUGGCUUACUGUCGUUAAAAAUAGCUUUUAAGCUACUUAGCUUUUAAGUUGUAUAAAGCUUAAAAGCUAGGUAGCGUUUAAGCUAAUAACUUAUUUAAAUAAAUGUAUUUUUAAGCUACCACUUAAUGGUUAUGUAUUUGGUUUGAAA